AUGCCCAAUUUGGAUAACAUGGGAAUUAUGGAUUACAUGGCUCAUGUAUCCGUGCAAAUGUCCUUUUCAAAAAUUACUCAGGUCUUUCAUAGGACCGUUUUCCCAAUUCACUUUGUUACUCCUCGAGUUCAACGCCUUCGGUCACCAAGAUCUGAUUUGUUUCAAGUGUCCUUUUCAAGAACUUAUACUCCUGCGUAUUGGGAGUUAUACGAAGAAAAUUGCCGUUUGAAAAGAGAACGUGCUGAAGUGUUUGAUGGUUACAACAAAUUCAAAGCAUUACAAAAAGAGAAACAACAACCACCGUGGGAGCCUUCACCGAAAAAACAAAGGAUCAUGACGCAGGGAACCGCUACUCUCUUUGCAGGAAAAAUCAUUCCCAGUAGCUGGGGCCACUUCGACGAAAUUGUGAAUAGAGGUUAUACUUUUAUUGACAAAACAUCACUAAUCACUGAAUUCAUUGAGUGCGCUUCAGGUGUUUCUCUCGUCGUUCGGCCGAGACGAUUUGGAACUGUUCAGAGAUACAAAAAUUACGGAGAGAUCAUGUCUACUCCAUCUACAAAAAGUGUGGAUCGAACGCCUAAGAAGAACAAAAAAGUUAGAGCUCAAGAGCACAAGACUCGAGAAAUAAAUGAUUUUAGUAAAGAAGACGUUGAAGUCCCACCUAACUACGGAUCUUCUAACGAUUUCGAAGAAAUGAAAUUUUGA
Messenger RNA from Scutellospora calospora, 705 nucleotides. NCBI's taxonomy places the organism in Eukaryota, Fungi, Glomeromycota, Glomeromycetes, Diversisporales, Gigasporaceae. The record is from the annotation of a GenBank genome assembly.